CCACACCCCUCGCGGGAUUUAAAGGGGCAGGAGGGGGGUUGGGUCGGGUGGAAGGGAGCGAGGGGAGCGGGCAUGAGGCGCUGCCCGUGCCGGGGGAGCCUGAGCGAGGCGGAGGCCGGGGAGCUGCCGGAGGCGGCCCGCAUGGGGCUGGAGGCUCCGCGAGGGGGGCGGCGGCGGCAGCCCGGCCAGCAGCGACCUGGGCCCGGCGCCGGGGGCCCGGCCGGGCGGCCGGAGGGGGGCGGGCCCUGGGCCGGGAGCGACGAGUCCUGCCUUCACCCCGAGCUCCAGAAGGCCGACCUCGGGCCGGAACCGGGGUCCGAUGACCAGGCUGAGCCCGAAGCAGCUGGCCCCUGCGCGGAGACGGAGCGGCCCAGCCUGGAGACCGAGCCCGAGCCCGAGCCGGACGAGCCCGGCCGCUGCCCGGAGCUGGAGUCAGCCGGUGCUCGGACAGAGCCGGGCACAGACGCCUUUUGCACGGACUCACGCACGUCGGAUCUGCGUUCUCCAGCCGAGAGGACCAGCCUCCGGACACAGCCCAUCGUGGAUGAGCCCUGCACGGGGCUAGAAUGUAGCCCUGGGUCUCAGACCCAAUCCGAGGGGCCCACGUCCUUGACUGAGGACCUCUCGACCCCCCAGGACAGCCCCAGCCUCCCCCAGCUAGAGGGAGUGUCCGCCAAGGAGAGCACCUGCAAAGAGGUUUAUUUCGCUGAUGGCCCCAGGACGCCGCAGGCGACUGAAGGCCCCCGGAUAGAGCCGCACACUGAUGCCCCCCGGACUCCCCAGGACGCAGAGACUGUCUGCAGACAGCUUGUCCCAGAUGCUGCCAGCCCAACACAGGACACAGACGCCUCCCCCUGCCCACAGCUGGCCGUUGAGGAGCCCUCAACGCAGGACCCUUCCUCACUCCAGACAGAGCCUGGCCCACACUGCCUGCUGGGCCAGUCCGACCACGACCACGGCGGCGGCUCCUCGUUAAGGGAACCAACACCCGGGGUGACGGUGACUCACCUGUGCCCACACCUGGAUGGCAUCUCCCUGACCCCCGUGCCCUGCCUUGUCAUCACUCCGGAAACCCCCGAGCCUGACGCCCAGCCCACGGGACCCUCUUCUCGGGUGGAUGGGCGCAGCGGGGGCUUCUCCUCUGCAUCCUCUUUCGACGAAUCUGAGGAUGACGUGGUGGCCGGGGGUGGAGGUACCAGCGACCCCGAGGACAGGUCUGGGUACACGCCGUGGAAGAAGUUGAAGACGGUGCUAAAGUACUCACCCUUCAUGGUAUCCUUCCGGAAACACUACCCGUGGGUCCAGCUGUCGGGACAUGCUGGGAACUUCCAGGCAGGCGAGGACGGCCGGAUCCUGAAGCGCUUCUGUCAAUGUGAGCAGCGCAGCCUGGAGCAGCUGAUGCAGGACCCCCUGCGGCCCUUUGUGCCCACCUACUAUGGCGUGGUGCAGCGUGACGGCCAGGCCUUCAACCAGAUGGAGGACCUCCUGGCCGACUUCGAAGGCCCAUGUAUCAUGGACUGCAAGAUGGGCAGCAGGACAUACCUGGAGGAGGAGCUGGUGAAGGCGCGGGAACGGCCACGGCCUCGGAAGGACAUGUAUGAGAAGAUGGUGGCUGUGGACCCGGGAGCCCCCACCGCCGAGGAGCACGAGCAGGGCGCCGUGACUAAGCCUCGCUACAUGCAGUGGAGGGAAACUGUGAGCUCCACCUCCACCCUGGGCUUCCGGAUUGAGGGCAUCAAGAAAGCCGACGGGACCUGUAACACCAACUUCAAGAAGACACAGGAGCUGGAGCAGGUGACAAAGGUGCUGGAGGACUUUGUGGAUGGCAACGUCAGCAUCCUGGGGAAGUAUGUAGCACGGCUGGAAGAGCUUCGAGACACUCUGGAGAGCUCCUCCUUCUUCAAGACUCACGAGGUGGUGGGCAGCUCCCUCCUCUUCGUGCAUGACCACACUGGCCUGGCCAAGGUCUGGAUGAUCGACUUUGGCAAGACAGUGGCCCUGCCGGACCAGCAGACACUCAGCCAUCGGCUGCCCUGGGCUGAGGGCAAUCGCGAGGACGGCUACCUCUGGGGCCUGGACAACAUGAUUGGCCUCCUGCAGGGGCUGGCCCGGAGCUGACCCACAGCGCCAGUGUGUUUGUCAGAAGGUGCCGUCUGGCCACCGGAGCCCUGUGUUCGGAUGUGGGGGUCGGGAAAGGUGGGGCCUGAGACCAGUAGGCGCCCCGUCCUUUCACGACCCCCAGGGACUUGUGGGGUCUGAAGAUGGGGUACUACCAGUUGGGAAGAGAACUGAAGGCCUGUAGGCAUGGACCUGAUCAGCCCAUCCACAUAAGAAUGAUGCCCCGCCCUCCCCGACACACCUGUGUGCUGUCCCGGAGCAAGUCCUGAAGUGGGCACCCCUCAUCCUCCAUCUGGAGGGGUGACUCAGUUGACCCAUCCUGCCUUGGGAGAGAAAACGCCAGCACUGCUGCCAAUCAGAACCCCCAAAGGCUGGAGCCACUCACCCCAACACCUACCCCCUUCAGGCUGCCUUCCCAGGGGGCUGCUGGGCACGACCCCAGGCACAUACCUUGGUUUAAACCAAAGAUGCUAUUCCCCUGAGGUGAGGGUGCCCCCUUCACCACAUAACUGGUUUCCUAGCCCAGGAGAGGGGCUGGCUGUGAGGGGUAGACCAGCCCCCUCCUAGGCCCUGGGCAAAGUUGUGGUUCUUCCAGGGGUGGGUGGGGGGCUUUUCUACUGCCCAUCUUUGUACUUAUUUAUAUAGCCUAAUGCUAGUGGUUACACAGGGGAGAGCGGGGGGCAAA
Messenger RNA from Sorex fumeus (smoky shrew), 2803 nucleotides. RefSeq names its product inositol-trisphosphate 3-kinase C (gene ITPKC). The transcript has 7 exons. Gene Ontology annotation, biological process: inositol phosphate biosynthetic process. Gene Ontology annotation, cellular component: cytoplasm; nucleus. Lineage: Eukaryota; Metazoa; Chordata; Mammalia; Eulipotyphla; Soricidae. The record is from RefSeq and is a predicted model, not a curated record. Gene Ontology annotation, molecular function: inositol-1,4,5-trisphosphate 3-kinase activity; inositol tetrakisphosphate kinase activity. The coding region runs from base 73 to 2118 and encodes 681 amino acids.